Molecule: messenger RNA, 561 nt
Organism: Pieris macdunnoughi
Lineage: Eukaryota; Metazoa; Arthropoda; Insecta; Lepidoptera; Pieridae
Source: the annotation of a GenBank genome assembly
AUGGCAAGUGGAGGUAUGAGCCAAGCGAUGUCAGGGUACUACGGGGCGGCAUAUGGUCCUCUGGGAGCCAGCAUGGCCGCCGCAGCAGCUGCAGCCGCGCAGCAAAAUGCCAUAUCAGCAGCACUCCAACCCAAUGCACAGGUGGGUAGUACGAUGGAUAUGUCAAAAUAUUCCAUAGAAGACAAAUACAGAAGCUACAGCAUGUACCCCGACCCUGCUAGAGGAUACCUCGAUUCCGCGGCCUUGUCUAAAGCCUACAUGUACAUGGAUCAACAACAGCAACGGUAUCCCAUGGACAUCAGCAAGAUGUACUCAGAGGCGUCAGCUGCCGCGAUGGCUGGGUUGAGCGUACCUCCUAGUAUCUCUCCACGCUCUACUGAAUCCCCUGACGUAACACCGAAGCACGAUCGCCCGGAGGGCAGCUCCUCCACUGGGUCGAAUCCCUCGCCGUCUCUGCCCUAUUACCAGUCGCCUGGGCUUCUCAUGCCGCAGUACCCGAGUCAGUACGCGCAGAGUACCCAAAGUGGAGAGUUUAGGAGACCACUCACUGUAAUUUUCUGA